Molecule: messenger RNA, 724 nt
Organism: Trichosurus vulpecula (common brushtail)
Lineage: Eukaryota; Metazoa; Chordata; Mammalia; Diprotodontia; Phalangeridae
Gene: RPS15
Product: ribosomal protein S15
Exons: 5
Coding region: 1-684 (227 amino acids)
Biological process (GO): ribosomal small subunit assembly; translation
Cellular component (GO): cytosolic small ribosomal subunit; ribosome
Molecular function (GO): structural constituent of ribosome; RNA binding
Source: RefSeq, a predicted model, not a curated record
AUGGAACCCCUUAGCACACGCCGGCUGCACGUGGGAAGAACAAGCCAACGCUCUACGUGCGUUCUGCUUUGCACCUCCUGGCCAGGAGAGGGCGCGCUCUCCCAGCUCACGAAGGAGAAACGGAAGGGGCGGGGCCUGCGUGCAGCGCCAGCGUGGGGCGGUGCCGGAGCGCGCCGGCGUGGGGUGCCGUCACGCGAUAUCUGCGCCUGCGCAAUCGGGAGCGGUCUUUUCCUGACGGCAGACAAGAUGGCGGAAGUGGAGCAGAAGAAGAAGCGAACCUUCCGGAAGUUCACCUACCGCGGCGUGGACCUGGAUCAGCUGCUGGACAUGUCCUACGAACAGCUCAUGCAGUUGUACAGCGCUCGGCAGCGUCGGCGACUCAACAGGGGUCUGCGGCGCAAACAGCAUUCCCUCCUGAAGCGUCUGAGGAAGGCCAAGAAGGAGGCGCCCCCCAUGGAAAAGCCAGAGGUAGUAAAGACACACCUUCGAGACAUGAUCAUCCUGCCUGAGAUGGUGGGAAGUAUGGUGGGCGUCUAUAACGGCAAGACCUUCAAUCAGGUAGAAAUUAAGCCUGAGAUGAUCGGCCACUACCUGGGUGAAUUCUCUAUCACCUACAAGCCUGUGAAACAUGGCCGGCCGGGUAUUGGAGCCACUCACUCCUCACGUUUCAUCCCUCUCAAGUAACCCGGAUCCUAACAAUAAAAACACAAAGGUUCUUAGUGAA